Molecule: messenger RNA, 1720 nt
Organism: Cynara cardunculus var. scolymus (artichoke)
Lineage: Eukaryota; Viridiplantae; Streptophyta; Magnoliopsida; Asterales; Asteraceae
Product: malate dehydrogenase [NADP], chloroplastic
Exons: 14
Coding region: 39-1358 (439 amino acids)
Biological process (GO): tricarboxylic acid cycle; oxaloacetate metabolic process; malate metabolic process
Molecular function (GO): L-malate dehydrogenase (NAD+) activity; L-malate dehydrogenase (NADP+) activity
Source: RefSeq, a predicted model, not a curated record
AAAUUUCUCCUCAUCCUUUUUCCUUUCACUUUGCUUCCAUGGCGGUGGCAGAGCUUGGCCCUGCUUACGCAAGGACGGAGUUGAGAAAUACGCACUUCUCGUAUGUUUCAUCAUCAACUCAUGUCUCCUACCAUCGCCGCCUCACUUUCCGCCAUCUUCCUCGAACUCAAACUACCGCAAUCCGUUGCUCUGUUACAUCUGACCAAAUUCAAGCACCGGCUGGUAUUGAUAUCAGAGAUCCAAAACAAAAGCCUGAUUGUUUCGGUGUAUUCUGCCUAACUUAUGAUCUGAAGGCUGAUGAAGAAACAAAAUCAUGGAAGAAAAUGAUUAAUAUUGCUGUUUCAGGUGCUGCAGGAAUGAUAUCCAACCAUCUACUGUUCAAGCUUGCAUCUGGCGAGGUUUUUGGCCCGGAUCAACCUCUUGCCCUUAAACUUUUGGGAUCUGAACGAUCAUUUGAAGCUCUUGAAGGAGUGGCCAUGGAACUCGAGGACUCUUUAUUUCCAUUAUUGAGGGAGGUGAGCAUCGGCAUAGAUCCAUAUGAGGUAUUCGAAGAUGUAGAAUGGGCACUUUUGAUUGGAGCAAAGCCUAGAGGACCUGGUAUGGAAAGAGCCGGCUUGUUAGACAUUAAUGGCCAAAUUUUCGCUGAGCAGGGAAAAGCUCUCAAUGCCGUUGCUUCACGAAAUGUCAAAGUCAUGGUGGUGGGGAACCCCUGCAAUACCAAUGCUUUGAUCUGCAUGAAGAACGCUCCAAACAUACCUGCAAAGAAUUUUCAUGCUUUAACUAGACUAGACGAGAAUAGAGCGAAAUGCCAGUUGGCUCUCAAAGCAGGAGUUUUCUACGAUAAAGUUUCCAACGUCACCAUUUGGGGGAACCACUCGACAACUCAGGUUCCUGACUUUUUAAAUGCUAAAAUACACGGAAUUCCUGUCCCAGAGGUAAUAAGGGAUAGGAAGUGGUUGGAAGAGGAAUUUACCGAAAAGGUUCAAAAGAGAGGUGGAGUUUUAAUUAAAAAAUGGGGAAGAUCAUCGGCUGCAUCAACUGCAGUUUCUAUUGUGGAUGCAAUGAGGUCUCUUGUAACACCCACACCUGAGGGUGAUUGGUUUUCUACUGGAGUUUAUACAAAUGGUAAUCCUUAUGGAAUAGCAGAAGACAUAGUUUUCAGCAUGCCUUGCAGGUCCAAGGGGGAUGGUGAUUACGAGCUUGUCAAAGAUGUGAUAUUUGACGACUACCUUCGCAGCAAAAUUAAAAAGUCCGAGGAUGAGCUGCUUGCAGAGAAGAAAUGUGUCGCGCACCUAACAGGAGAGGGAAUUGCGGUGUGUGACCUUCCGGAGGAUACCAUGCUUCCUGGAGAAAUGUAGAACGAAGGUAUAUAAAGUUAUUGAUAAAAAGUUGAUAUGGCAUGCCACCCCAAUACCCAGAUCUUCAGGAAACAUAAUUAGAUCAUCAUGUUUCUACUGCCAUAUCAUAUUUAUAUUAUUGUACAAUUUAUAUAAUAGGCAAUUUAAUUAUGCCAUUUUAAGGUAUUCAUUAUUCUGUCGAACGGUUUUUCUUCUUGUCAUCUUGGUGCCGGAACUCAAGAGACACAUGUAUACGGUGUACUUGCUCUUGUGUUUUCAUAGACUUCCAACUGGUCGGUCGAUCGAUCAUGCAAAAUUGUCGUCAUACAGUUCUGGAAUCACAAAGUUUGUAAGGAUUAUAACCAACCUUCAUCCGUUGUAAC